AUGGCUAAUUCAGCAUCUGGCAUGAACGUAAGUGAUGAAUGCAAGCUCAAGUUCUUGGAGCUGAAAUCAAAGAGGACUUAUAGGUUCAUCGUGUUCAAGAUUGAUGAGGAUGCUCAGCAAGUUCAAAUCGAAAAGCUUGGGAAUCCUGAAGACACUUACGACGAUUUUACCAACUCUAUCCCAGAGACUGAAUGUCGAUACGCGGUCUAUGAUUUUGAUUUCACCACCGAGGACAAUUGCCAGAAGAGCAAGAUCUUUUUCAUCGCGUGGUCACCUGAUACAUCAAGAGUGCGGAGUAAGAUGUUAUAUGCAAGCUCAAAAGACAGAUUCAAGAGAGAAUUGGAUGGAAUUCAAGUUGAAUUGCAAGCAACCGAUCCUAGCGAAAUGAGCUUCGACAUCAUCAAAGAUCGAGCUCUCUGA
This is a messenger RNA of Arabis nemorensis, 420 nucleotides long. Lineage: Eukaryota; Viridiplantae; Streptophyta; Magnoliopsida; Brassicales; Brassicaceae. The record is from the annotation of a GenBank genome assembly.